AUGCUGUCCCUUAAUGUCGCUACAUAUUCAAGUCCUUCUGGCUACCAACUUACCGAGCUCGCCAAGCCCGAGCUCAUUGACCCCAAAGAUGUGAUCAUCAAAGUCCAUGCAGCGAGCAUCAAUCCAAUUGAUGUCAAAAAGGCUGACGGAAUUUUGAAACUGGCAAUCAAAGACUCCUUCCCGUACAAAAUCGGCUAUGACUGUGCCGGUAUAGUCACUGAGAUUGGAUCAGACGUGACCCGCUUCAAAGUUGGAGAUGAGGUCUAUACCCGGCUACCAGAGGUAUCUCGGGGCUCGUGCAGUGAAUUUGUCAAAUGUGCAGAAUACUACAUUGGCCUGAAGCCUCCGUCAUUGUCAUUCGAAGAUGCUGCCUCGAUUCCAUUGGCGGCAAUGACUGCGCUUCAGGCACUUAAGAAGUAUAAGGGCGAUCUUGCCGGGAAGACAGUAUUCGUACCUGCUGGCUUGAGCGGAACCGGACUAUUUGCUUGCCAACUCGCCAAACAUGUUUUCCAUGCAGGCAAGGUCAUCACCACGGUAUCGACCUCUAAGAUCCCGAAAGUGAAAGAACUUUUGGGUGAAGGAACUGUCGAUGAAAUUAUCGACUACACAAAAUCCGACCCGCGAGAAAAGAUCGAGUCUGGCUCUGUGGACUUCCUUUUCGAUACAGUCGGUUCUUCCAUGGAAUUUCUAAGCCUAAUGAAACCGCAGUCUGGAUGCAUCAUGUCGGUCGCAACCAUGCCAUCAGGGACUCAGCUGCAGGAAUCAUCCCUCAUGGACUUGCCGCAUAAGCCAACAAUCCCCAUUGCGUUCCGAACGGCGCUCAAUAUGAUGGAUCGUGUUCGCAAACUACGAGCGCGGCGAUAUGGCGUGGAAUAUUCGUAUAUGUUCCUGCAAUCAAGUGGCCAAGAUUUGGACGAAUUGAGAACGUAUGUCGAGGAUGGGAGGCUGAGGACUGUUGUUGGAACCAUUGUUGAGCUUUCGGAUAUCGAAGCAGUGCAGAAUGCAUGCCAGGUGGUUUAUAGCGGGAAGGGCGGCCUUGGGAAGAUGGUUAUCAAAGUUGCGAAUGUUUAA
Penicillium soppii is the source of this 1071-nucleotide messenger RNA. RefSeq names its product NADP-dependent oxidoreductase. Gene Ontology annotation, cellular component: mitochondrion. Gene Ontology annotation, molecular function: oxidoreductase activity. The record is from RefSeq and is a predicted model, not a curated record. The transcript has 5 exons. Lineage: Eukaryota; Fungi; Ascomycota; Eurotiomycetes; Eurotiales; Aspergillaceae. Bases 1 to 1071 code for a protein of 356 amino acids.